ACCAGUUUUGCACUUGUUUCCUCCUGGUGGUGCGAAAUAUUCGUGUAGGCAACGAAUCCGAAAUGUCGCUCCCUCUCUUUCCGCUGUGCAUAUUUUGCUUACUUGGGUGUCGGAGUGGCGCUAUCCCUGAUAGCGAAGUGGCGCAGCGGAACAGCGAGCAAGUUCUAAGUCAACUGAAAGCCAUGGGCAUCGACCUUGAGAAGGGACCGCCGAAUCUCAGAAAGGAAGAUGGCCCUAAGAAUUCCCCCGAGCCCUCUAUGCACCUAGAGGUUUUAAGGAAGGAGACUCCCUUCGUUUAUGCUCAUCCACUGCCCAACGCUGUGUUGGUCUCGCCGUACACAACUAUCGCCUUCAGACCGAAGGACGCGGUGGACAAAGACAGCAUCAAGGGCAAGAUAGAUGUGCAAGGGGACGUCUCUGGCAACCACAAGGGAGAGACGAAGCUUCUCAGCGACAAAAGAACCAUAUGCUUUACACCGGAGGUGGCCUUCAUGCCUGGCGAGUCUGUCAGCGUAAUGGUGCGGAAGGGAAUUAAGACCGAAGAGGGAUAUUCAUUCCCUUCCUCCUCAUGGAACUUCACCAUGUCAUGGAGAAAGUUGGACACUUACCGCCGGGAUAGACGGAUCAAACUGCCAGAAAAUGCCGCCAAUGAGGCUUCUUCGCCUGAGACGCUGGAAAUGUUCAGAAAGGCCCAAGAUAUCAAUUGGUUGUUGGGCCUCCCCGCUGUUGAUCAGCGAGGAACAGAGGCAGACGAUGUGGACGACAUCGACGACCUCGAUUGUGGUGAAGGGGAGCCUUCAGCGAAUGAGGCCCACUAUUACCUUCCCAACUGCGCAUACCGGUGAAUGAGUGAUUCAUUCCGGAAUAGUCUGAUUUUUUGCAUGCAUUCACUCCUAGGACCCUCCCUUCGGAGUACCCCCGUGUGCAAGUGACUGUUCAAGGCAACCUUACAGAAUUGUCAGAUGGCUACGUGUUCACGCAAGGGCCGGAACCUGGAAAACCAACUCAAGCCUUUCAAAUCAUCAUGACGUCGCGCGGUGAUCCAGUCUAUCAUGUUCAUCGAAAGACGGGUCCGUAUAACCUCGCGCCUACGCAUAACGGGCAGCUCACGCAGUGGGUAGACGCAUGGGGCGCGAAGAUUCUCGGUCCUGAUUAUGCCGAGCGAGCACGAUUCUCUGCCAAACACGGAGGAAGUAAGGGCUCUCUGAGGCAUUUGAACAAAGGGUGCCGCUUGCGAUGCCUGUGUUGCAGCCAUGAAUCCGCACGAGUUUCAACUGACAAAAAUUGGCAAUGGACUGCUGUUCGCGUAAGUAAGCCCAGAGGUGUUUGCCAAAUUGAUAUUUCUUGUCCUCGCCUCUUUUUUCCUUUCACACUACGAAUUAGUUGGGAUACCCAGAUACUGAAGGUUGAUGAUUUCCAUGUGAACGACAAAGGAGAGAAACCUCUUGUCGGCAUUACAGUUGAGGAGAUCACCCCGACAGGGGAAGUCGUGUUCGAGUGGAGAUCCUGGGACCACCUGCCGCUCGUUCUGUGGGAAACUGAAAAGCGCGCUCGCGGGUGGUGGCAUCUGUUGCACGCAAAUGCAAUGGAGGAAGCUCACGAUGGCCAUAUCCUGCUUUCGUGAGCUUUGUCUUGCUCGAAUCGACGACAAGCGUGAUGGUUUUCCUGUACGUUUCAGAAUGAGGAGAAUGUCGCAGAUUGCAAAAAUCCACAGGUUUCAGAGAGAAUUUAUUCGUCCACUUACACCCCCCUUCUCUUCUUCCUCCUCUUUUCCUCCAGAGACACGGGCGAACUGUUGUGGCGUCUCGGUGGGAAUGGGAGCGACUUCAGGUCAGCUUGGGUUUGGAGGUGAAGAAAGCUUGAAUUGUGUGCUUUCUGUAGAAUCGUGAAUGACGCGAAGGGACAGUUUCGGGGACAGCACGACGUGAGAGACCUGGGCACACCAGAGGGCAAACACCGGAUCAGCGCUUUUGAUAACCGGCUCAGAACAAUCAAUGAAACAGACACGGUCAUCUCCCGAGCUGUUGAAUACGAUUUGUACUUCGAUCAUGAUGGCCGGCCAACUAAGGCCCGGCUGGUGAACGAGUACGACACAGGCAUCAGGGUUGGCGCGAAAGGCAGCUACAGGCGAAUGCCCAAUGGCAAUGGUGUGUAUUGUUUGGGGGUGACCAAGAAAAAGAGAAAAACCCUUGGGACAAAUCCUUUUUAUAUCGAGAGGGAUUCCAGAGGUCGCGAACUGGUUAGAAUGGAAUGGAAUUCGCGUCUGUACAGAGGGUAUCAUGGGACGUAUCGCACGGUCAAAGCUCCUUGGAUCGGGACCCCUGCGUGGCCCCCGACAGCUCUCCUGGAUGACAACAACAAAGCGAAUACUCUCCGGCUGCACUUCAGUUGGAACGGAGCCACGGAAGUGAAGACUUGGCGGAUUAUUAUGGGUCCAGGUGGUGAUGACAUGACAGCUGUCGUAGAAAUCGAGAAGACGCAGUUUGAACAUUGGGUCGACGUUCCGGACGGAGGCAAGAAGUGCCAGUACUUUCAAGCUGUGGCUCUCAAUGAAAAGGGGAAGGAAAUGAGCCGAUCGGAAGUAGUCCACACAAAGCUCUGCAAGUGAUGCACUCUUUGCAAUCAUCGCUUGCAAACUGUUUUGAAGUCAAGGAACUUUGGAAGAAGAGGGCAAACACAUGUGGGUUUGUCCGAAGCGUGACAUAGUUGCUAUGAACUUCAGGUAAAGGAGAGGACCUGCUAGUUGCGAUGGAUCGGAGGAUAGUGAAAACGAAAGUUUUUGCCUUUCGCAUUGUGCACGAGGGCUCCCUCCUUGGUUGGUGGUCGAUUGAUUGGCGUCCUGUCGCGACGGGUGGUGUGUCUGUCGUUCGCUUGGUGCGACUGUCUGUCAGUGAUGUGUCGCUUGUGCUUACCCUCGCUUAAAGUUCUCGCACUUUGAAGUCAGUGCGUAAGCUUGAUGCUCACCUGAGUCACCUGGUCGCAAUGUGGAGAUGAUGUCUCUCUUUGCUGAGGCUGAGGUUGCUUGUGUACGCCCACUGGCGGUCGCGCACGUCUCUUCAAUGAACGCUGCCACACAGGGUGGCGGGGGAUGCACACACAUUGACGAUUAUGUCCAUCAUAUGCAAAGAAAACGAAAAAUCUGUCAAAG
Messenger RNA from Vitrella brassicaformis, 3148 nucleotides. The record is from the annotation of a GenBank genome assembly. Lineage: Eukaryota; Vitrellaceae.